UGAAGGUGCUUUUUUGUUUUCUGAUUAAGUUAUUUACAAAGUUAGCACAAACAUAAAAACACCAGGUGGAAUUACGUGUCGCACAAAUGUGUGAGCAGGGCGACAGCAAACAGUAAAACGCUUGUUGCAGGUAACACAUCGCAUUGUUGGCAUGGACGACCUGGACAACACGACCGGCACGACGCCCGCGCCGCCCGCCGCAGAUGCGACUGCGACUGGGUCACAGAGCGAAAACUCAGAGGAUGAGGACUAUUUGGAUAAUAGCAUUGAGCUGCGCGGCUAUUUGAGCAAAUGGACCAAUUACAUAUAUGGCUGGCAGCCGCGCUAUAUUGUGCUCAAGGAUGGCACGCUCUCCUACUACAAAUCCGAAUCGGAGUCGGACUUUGGUUGCCGUGGCGCCAUCAGCCUGUCCAAGGCGACCAUUAAGGCACACGAAUCCGAUGAGCUGCGUUUCGAUGUGGUCGUCAACAAUCUGAACAACUGGUGCCUGCGCGCCGAGACCAGCGAGGAUCGCAUGCAUUGGGUGGAAGUGCUGCAGCUGUAUAAGGAGGGCACGGGCAGCACGGACACCACAUCGUUGCGUCGCCAUGGCAGCACCAUGUCGCUGCAGUCGAACACCAUAUCGCUGGCCAGCGGCGGCAGCUUAAAGAAAACCCAACGCAAUUUGCGUGAAAAGGUUGGCGAACUGGAAACCUUUAAGGACAUACUGUUCGUUCAGAUUGAGACGCUGCAGCGUUAUUUCGAUGCCUGCUCCGAGCUGAAUAAGGCCAAUGCACAGCCGCUCGAUUUGGGCGACGGCCUCAAGCCCAUUGAUUUCAAGGGCGAGUCCAUUACAUUUCGUGCCACAACAUCCGGAGUGCUUAGCACAUUGCAGCAUUGCCUGGAAAUCAUAGCAGAGAAUGAUGAGUCAUGGAAACGCAAAUUGGAGCGCGAAAUUGAUAAGCGACGUCGCGCCGAGGAGCAAAAUAGAAAGUUCAAGGAGGAAAUUGAGAAGCUAAAACGUUUAUCGUAUCCCGGCCCAGAUUUUGAGGAGGGUCCACAUUCCACAUUGCCCGAGGAUGAGUUCUUUGAUGCGGUUGAGACGGGCCUGGAGAAAAUCGAGGAGGACAUGCAGAUGCGCUUCAAACUGAGACUACAAUCGCAAAUCUCACAGACGCUGGUCAAUGUGCCGCACGAGGCCGUUGCCGAGGGCGAGGAGGCGCGCGAAGAGUUUGGCACCGGCGCCGAGGCCAAAAGUCACGCCCUCUGGCCGGAGAUUGAUCGCGUUUGCAAGGAGCAGCUGCAUUAUGCGCGCGAGGGCGUCGGCCAGGAUGGCAAUGGCUGGCAAAUCUUUGCCGACGAGGGUGAAAUCAAAAUGUACAAACGCGAGGUGGAGCUGAAUGGCAUGGUCAUGGAUCCGCUGAAGGCCUAUCACUCAGUCAAGGGCGUGACAGCGCGUGAAAUGUGCCAUUAUUUCUUUAUGCCCGAGUUCCGCAACGAUUGGGAGACCACGCUGGAGGAUUGCACAAUAUUGGAGAAAAUCUCAGCGGACACCUUGCUCUUUCUGCAAACCCACAAACGCAUUUGGCCAGCCAGCCAGCGGGAUGCACAAUUCUGGUCGCAUAUGCGCAAAAUCAACGAUGGCCUCGAGCCGGGCACACGGGACAUGUGGGUCGUGUGCAAUAACUCAACGGAAUAUGCCAAACAGGAGUCCAAGAAUGGCAAAUGCGUGCGCAUCUUUCUGACGGUCAUACUCGCCUGCCAAACACAUCUGCCCGACGAUUAUGUCAAGGGCCAGCCGCUGAGCCGUGAUGAUCUAACCUGCAAAGUAACCUACUGCUCUGUGGUCAAUCCCGGCGGCUGGGCACCCGCCAGCGCCUUACGGGCUGUUUAUAAGCGUGAAUAUCCAAAGUUUCUGAAACGCUUCACCGGCUAUGUGAUAGACCAGUGCAAGGAUAAGCCGAUAAUGUUCUGAUAUUUGCCAUAAGCAACAAAGCAAUCAAAAUCAAUCAAAACAAAAACAAAAAAACAAAAAAUUGCAAGCAAAUGAAAACAAAAAAAAAAGAAAAAAACAAAGAAAAUGUUAUUCGUAUUAUGUUUCUAAUUAGCUUAACGUUUAAGUCUUAAGAUGCCGUUGAACUUACAAAGUGGCUAAACUCUUAAAUCUUUUGCCCUUUUUUUAUACACACACCUAAACGUAGUGUAAGCGCAUAUUGAACCGCAACCCCGUCAUGCCCUGCGCUCACUAUUAACUUGUAAAUGUGCUUUAGCUAGUUUUGUUCAUUCUGUAAACCAAUCGCCGUUUAGUCCUAAGUUAUUGGUAAGCGAAAAAACAAAAACACAAACAAUCAUUGUAUAGCGCUCAGCUGUUUGGAAUUUGUAUUUGGAUUUGUAUUUGUUGUUGAUCUGCAACAAUAUUAUUAUUAACUAUGAAAUGCUUUAAAUGCAACAA
This is a messenger RNA of Drosophila novamexicana, 2431 nucleotides long. It is a transcript of the gene cert, whose product is annotated as collagen type IV alpha-3-binding protein. Gene Ontology annotation, molecular function: phosphatidylinositol-4-phosphate binding. The coding region runs from base 152 to 1954 and encodes 600 amino acids. The record is from RefSeq and is a predicted model, not a curated record. Gene Ontology annotation, cellular component: Golgi apparatus. The transcript is spliced from 10 exons. NCBI's taxonomy places the organism in Eukaryota, Metazoa, Arthropoda, Insecta, Diptera, Drosophilidae. Gene Ontology annotation, biological process: ER to Golgi ceramide transport.